Uranotaenia lowii is the source of this 2658-nucleotide messenger RNA. RefSeq lists its product as uncharacterized. Lineage: Eukaryota; Metazoa; Arthropoda; Insecta; Diptera; Culicidae. Bases 62 to 1345 code for a protein of 427 amino acids. The record is from RefSeq and is a predicted model, not a curated record. The transcript is spliced from 4 exons.
CAGAGGGACACAUUCUGGUGCAGAAACACUUUCGUAAGGCCAGUUCACUCCGGACAAUCGGAUGAGCAAAAUGAGCAAAUCACCGUCCUCGGACACGGCCAGCGAAUCUCUGAGCGUUAGCGACGAAUCAAUUGCGGCAUCGGUGGCCAGCUCCAUGAAAGCUAAUUCCCCGACGACCUCCACUAGCAGAUCGGCUGGAGGGAAAACGGCGAAGAAAGUGCCGAAGGAAGAACCAAAGGAACGGCCCCCAUGGCGUCCGGCAAGUGUCACCCUGAAGGCUGGUGCCGCGAAAAAGACCGAUUUGCGAGCGAGAAUUUUGGACAUGUCCAGAAGGUUGCGCCGCGUGAACGCGUCCGUCCAAACGGAUCCGAUCCAUACCAAGCUGAUGAAGGAAAUGUCCACCGAUAGGCCGACCGAUUUGAUCCCGAUGGUGGACGAGGCGAUUUUAACAGAUGGACAAGUUCUGGUCCGAGAGGUUGGGAAAUUGAUCAUGUCCCAUUCCGUGGCGCAGAUGACAGAUGGUGUUCCAGUGAUGGAGGUUGCUACGCAAACAGAACUUCCCCGAAGCAGUGUCUCGUUCGGGAAGUUUCUUGAGGUGGAUUCAGAGCUGCAGGUGAAUCAACCAGAAACCACCAGUUUCGGGGAGUUGAUGCAAAUCGACGCUAAAAUCAAGCAAAUGUUUCCGGAGCUCGAUCAGAAGUGCGAAGAUGGAAGGGAUCCAAGCUUGGAUGCUCCAAGCGUAACGAAUAGUCCAAAAGAGCAAAACACACCCGACUUGUUGGCAGCUUCUUCCCAGGAGCCAACGACGCACAAAGGACGACUCCUGGAACCACCGGCAUUCAACGCUUGGCAGAAUCUGGACUUCUCCGAUGAGGAAUGUGAGAACUACAUUGGCCGAGAACUACCGAGACGUUCCGUUGGAGACAUCGAUCGGCCGUGGAAUGAUUUCAAAGAUCUGAUACUGGGAAGACGCAUCGCGAAUAUGCGCCUUUCUCCGAUUCCUCCACGCAAACAUCGACCAAACAAGAAAACCGUUACCUGGAGUGAUACGCAGAGACGAGCCGUUUCCGAAUUGGUCGAAGGAGCCACGGCCCUGAUGGACAUGUUCGACGAAGUUUCUCUGCUGCUGGGACCGGACAUCAAAUUUCACGUCAUGCCACCGGAAGAAGACUUCAAACUACCCCCGCCCAAAUGGGCACCCCUGCUGGACAAAUCCUGCGAUCUACUGGAAGAGAAACUAGCACAGGUAAAGCACAUUGAGGAUGUAGAUUUUGAUAAAGUUCAGUUGAAACAGCCAUUCUCCUUCAUCCCUCCGAUGGGAAUCGACAUUGAGGCGAAUUUGUAAAAACAGUAAUAAAACCACCUAAUUUUAAGGUUCGUUUAUUGAGAUUUUAUUUUUAAUUUACAAACUUAACAGACGUUGUUGUUCUUUGUAUCUAAUUAACUCGUAAAAUUAAAAGUAAUAAAUCCUACCGAUAGAACAACCGCUGUUGUUACUAGUUUUUAGUUUUUUUUUCGCAGGAAGCUUUCAGCUAGGGAGUUCGAGUUAUAGCGAGAUAGAGAAAUGCACUAGAGAAGAAUACAAUAAGAAGCACCGGGUUGAGGCCGUUUGCCGCUUCCGAGCUCUCGGAUUCUCCGUACGAUCUACCGAAGGUCAUUCAUAUAGACGCCCAAGUCUAUACCCUUAGUGAUGUGUCGUACUGCCGAGAUCUCGCCGGCCAACCGCACACGCUUUCUUCGCGGAUUCUUACGAAUGUCUAGAGUUACUAAGGUAGCGGUUCCAAAUUGCACACACUCUUAGUUUAGUCGGCGUUCGAUUCCAAUAUAUCGUUUGUGUCUUUCAACAGCAUAAAUCGAAUUAUAAUUUCCAUUGGAUCCUGUAGUAUAUGUAAUGUGUAUAACAAUAACAAAUUAACAACUCUCAUUGACAGCUUCUUGAACACAUCGAUUAACUCUAACGAUCUUAAACGAAUACUUGUUUUUUAUUGGUUAGAGUUUACUGUUCGGAAGCAGGACUCUCCUCAGUCUUGCUCUCUUCGGCAACAACUUCGGCUGCUGGUUCUUCGGCAGGGGCGGCUACAGGCUCUUCAACCGCUGGAGCAGCGGCUUGUUCUUCAACGGCGGCUGGUUCAGCUGGGGCAGCCUCGGGGGCCCCUUCUUCCAGCUUGGCGGCCUGUCGCUUCAACAGUUCCUCGUCCGAUUCGGCGAUGCGCUUCAGUUCCGCAAUCUCGCGGAACAACUCCUCGUUGUUCUCUUCGAUGGCUUGCUUCUCCAGUUCGUUCAACCGAGCCAGUUCGUCUUCGCGGAUCUUCUGCGCCUCGGUGAUGCGCGUACCCUCUUCCUCAUUGCGCUUUUUCUCCUCGGCCUGGCGGGCUUCGUCGGCCAGGCGAGCCUCCUCCGCCAAACGGGCCUCCUCAGCCAGGCGCUCUUCCUCCAAUCUGUAGAAGGGGGUAGAAAUUGUAUCAAUAUGAGGAAGAAUUAUUUUUUAAAAAAGACCAUUUAAUAAUGAACACUGUACUCGAAAACAAUUGAAACUGAGGGAUAAAAUUUAGACGUUUGAAAAUGUGGGUAAUAUUCUAUCAUUUUUUGACAGAAACUCGUUUAUAGUGUAUUUUUUUAUAAUCGAGUCACCCGAGUCACUCGAUUUCAGAAGUCGCU